AUGCCACCCAAGACAGUCAUAAUAGGCGCCGGCAUUGUUGGCACAAACCUAGCCGAUGAGCUCAUUUCCCGCGGAUGGAAAGACAUAACCGUCAUCGAACAAGGCCCCCUCAACCUCCCCGGUGGUUCGACCUCGCAUGCGCCCGGGCUAGUUUUCCAGACCAAUGGCUCGAAAACAAUGACCCAAUUGGCACGGUAUACAGUCCAGAAACUGAGCUCGAUUGAGAAAGAUGGACAGAAUUGCUUUAAUGACGUUGGUGGGUUGGAGGUUGCUACGACGCCGGAACGGGUUGAGGAGUUGAAAAGGAAGGAUGGAUACGCGAAGUCGUGGGGGAUUGAGGCAAGACUACUGAGUGCAAAGGAGUGUGUUGAGAUGUAUCCGCAUUUGAAUAAGGAUGUUGUCCUUGGGGGUUUGCAUACGCCUAACGAUGGGUUGGCACUUGCUGCGCGCGCGACACAGUUGCUUAUCGAAAGGACUCGUCAGGCCGGUGUCCGGUAUCUCGACUUAACGCCUGUCACCGGCAUCGAACAGACAAAUGGCCAUGUCACAGGCGUGACAACACCUAACAGCACCAUCCCUGCGGACACCGUCAUCUCCUGUGCCGGCUUCUGGGGCGUCGAAGUAGGCGCUAUGGCCGGUGUCUCGAUCCCACUACUCCCACUAGCACAUCAAUAUGCAAAAACAACCGCUGUCCCAGCUCUCACCAACCGAGAAAUUAGAAACCUACCCAACGGCCGCAACGCAAUCCUCCCAAUCCUCCGACAUCAAGACCAGGAUCUCUACUACCGCGAGCAUGGCGAGCAGUACGGCAUCGGGUACUACGGGCAUCGUCCAAUGCCGGUUCGCGCGGCGGACUUGGGCUUAACGCCUAAACACGUCGAUGAGCAGAAUAUGCCUUCUCGUUUGCAGUUCACGGCUGAGGACUUUGAGCCUGCGUGGAAGGCUUCCCAAGAACUCUUGCCGGCGCUGCGCGAGACUGAAGUUGCUGAUGGGUUUAACGGUAUCUUCUCAUUUACGCCAGACGGUGGUCCACUUAUCGGACAAGCACCGAGUUUGGAUGGGUUCUACGUUGCUGAGGCUGUCUGGGUAACGCACUCUGCGGGCGUUGCAAGGGCUGUAGCGGAAAUACUUACCACGGGUACAUCUCAAAUCGAUGUCGCAGAAUGCGAGCUAUCCCGCUUUGAAGAAAUUCAAAUGAGCCGGGAAUACGUCGACGAGACAUCGCAGCAGAACUUUGUCGAGAUAUAUGACAUUCUACACCCCCUACAACCCAAAGAGUCACCUCGAAACCUCCGACUCAGUCCCUUCCACGCACGACAACGGGAGCUGGGUGCAUUCUUCCGAGAAGUCGGAGGCUGGGAGCAGCCGUCGUGGUACGAGGCGAAUGCAGAGCUGCUCAAGAGCCUUCCGAAUGAGUGGAAGCCUGUCGAGCGAGAUGCAUGGUCUUCGCGGUUCUACUCACCCAUCGCUGCGGUAGAGGCGUGGAAGACGCGCAAUGCAGCUGCUAUGUAUGAUGUGACUACGUUUCAUCGGUUUGAGGUGUUUGGUCCUGGGGCUGUCAGUCUGCUGCAACGAUUAUCCACGGGCGAUGUCACGGCGAAACCAGGGACAGGGACUAUCACCUAUGCUCUUCUCCUGAACGAAGAUGGCCGCAUCCACAGUGACAUAUUCGCAGCUCGACUCGACACAGACCUGUUCCAAGUUGGCGCGAAUUCUGCUACCGAUCUAGUUUACCUCACCCGCGAAGCACGCCUCCAAUCCCAACACUCCCCGGCCCAAUGGGUCCAAGUCCGCGACAUUACUGGCAGCACCUGCUGCAUCGGUCUCUGGGGACCUCGCUCUUUAGAUUUCAUCAAAGGCCUCACAGCAGACGACUUCUCCAACAACGCCCUUCCCUACAUGCAUGUGAAAAAGGCAACCAUCGCGGGGAUCCCGGUCACAGCAUUGCGCAAGUCCUACGUCGGGGAAUUUGGCUGGGAGAUCCAGACUAGUGCUGAAUAUGGCCAACGGCUAUGGGACGCUAUUUUCCACACAGGAAAGUCGCAUGGACUUAUCGCAGCGGGUCGCAGUGCCUUUAAUGCAUUGAGGCUGGAGAAAGGGUAUCGCACUUUUGGCACCGAUAUAACCACCGAGUACGACCCAUUCGAAGCCGGUGUCAGUUUCGCCAUUGCAGAUAAAAAAGAGGAUUAUGUCGGUAAAGUUGCCCUCGAACGACGCAGUAAACAACCGGCUCGGCGACUGCGCUGCCUUACUAUCAACGACGGUCGUUCCAUGGUCCUUGGAAAAGAGCCAGUGUACUAUAACAACCAGGCUGCUGGGUAUGUCACCAAUGCAGCGUUUGGGUAUACAGUUCGCAAACCGAUUGCCUAUGCUUGGCUACCCAGCACUGUGGUCGAGGGCGAGACUGUUGGAAUCGAAUACUUCGGGCGCAAAAUCCAGGCUACCGUCACGCCCGAGCCACUGUACGACCCGCAAAUGAACCGUCUACAUGGCGCCAGCUCCGUCCCCGAGCCUCAUAAACCAUUCAAGUCUCGACUAUAA
Messenger RNA from Aspergillus glaucus CBS 516.65, 2541 nucleotides. RefSeq names its product GcvT family protein. The transcript has a single exon. The record is from RefSeq and is a predicted model, not a curated record. Gene Ontology annotation, molecular function: protein binding; oxidoreductase activity. Gene Ontology annotation, cellular component: mitochondrion. NCBI's taxonomy places the organism in Eukaryota, Fungi, Ascomycota, Eurotiomycetes, Eurotiales, Aspergillaceae. Bases 1 to 2541 code for a protein of 846 amino acids.